AAGUCCCAAUCCUCUGAAAAAGUACGGACAACACCGCCCUCUUGUGGUACAUCAUUGUGUUAGCAAGUUCGAGCAAGACCUGCUCGGUUUGUCCCUUGUUGUUACCCGUCUGUAGCUCAUGCGUCGUUGAAGUUGCUCCACCUCUGUCUCUCCGGCUUUGUACCCAGAGCUGAACCCACGCCGCAGCUAGCAUCUCCAGCGUACAGGGGCUGCCAAACAUCGGAAAAUGGCCCUUCACGUUCCUAAAGCUCCGGGCUUUGCCCAAAUGUUAAAGGAUGGCGCAAAGCACUUCUCAGGACUUGAGGAAGCUGUUUUUCGUAACAUCAGAGCAUGUAAAGAGCUUUCUCAGACCACUCGCACCGCCUAUGGGCCCAAUGGUAUGAACAAAAUGGUCAUCAAUCACCUGGAGAAGCUGUUUGUCACCAAUGACGCAGCAACAAUCCUCAGAGAACUUGAGGUCCAACAUCCAGCAGCCAAAAUGAUCGUGAUGGCGUCCCACAUGCAAGAGCAGGAGGUCGGAGACGGUACUAACUUUGUGCUGGUGUUCGCUGGGGCUCUGCUGGAGCUGGCUGAAGAGCUGCUCAGGAUGGGCUUGUCUGUGUCAGAGGUGAUUGAAGGCUAUGAGAAAGCCUGCAAGAAGACUCUGGAAAUUCUGCCAGACUGCGUAUGCUCCUCUGCCAAAAACCUCCAUGACAUAAAUGAGGCCACGUCUCUCAUCCGCACUGCAGUCAUGAGCAAACAGUAUGGCAACGAAGAUUUCCUCGCCAACCUCAUUGCACAGGCCUGUGUAUCCAUCUUCCAAGAGUCAGGCAAUUUCAAUGUCGAUAGCGUCAGAGUAUGCAAGAUUUUGGACGCCUUUCUGUUUCAGGGUUGUGGAGUGACGGCCUCCACCGUGCUUCACGGCAUGGUUUUUAAGAAGGAGGCGGAGGGAGACAUCACAUCCGUUAAAGAUGCCAAGAUUGCAGUGUUCUCCUGCCCCUUCGACUGCACGGUGACGGAGACCAAGGGCACAGUGAUGAUAAACAAUGCACAGGAACUCAUGAACUUCAGCAAAGGCGAGGAGGACCUGAUGGAGGUUCAGGUGAAGGCCAUCAGGGAAUCCGGUGCGAACCUGGUGGUGACUGGUGGCAAAGUGGCCGACAUGGCGCUCCACUAUGCUAACAAGCACAAGCUGAUGGUGGUGAGGCUGAACAGCAAAUGGGACCUUCGGAGGUUGUGCAAGACCGUGGGAGCUGUCGCCCUGCCCAGGAUGACGGCUCCAACUCCAGAGGAGAUGGGUCACUGUGACAACGUGUACCUGACCGAGGUGGGGGACACCCAGGUGGUGGUCUUCAAGCACGAGAAAGAAGACGGUGUCAUCUCGACGGUGGUGAUCAGAGGCUCCACUGACAACCUGAUGGACGACAUUGAGAGGGCUGUAGAUGAUGGAGUCAACACUUUCAAGGUUCUAGUCAGGCAGCUACAGUUUGUGUCAUUCACCCUCAAGGACAAACGGCUGGUACCUGGAGCGGGAGCCACCGAGAUUGAGCUGGCCAAACAGAUCACCUCAUAUGGAGAGUCCUGCCCCGGGCUGGAGCAGUAUGCCAUUAAAAAGUUCGCCGACGCCUUCGAGGCAUUGCCUCGCGCUCUGGCUGAGAACUCUGGUGUGAAGGGCAGCGAGCUCAUCUCUAAGCUGUACUCUGCGCAUCAUGAGGGAAAGAAAAACAUCGGCUUUGACAUUGAGGCAAGACAGAGAAACAGUUCAGAGGGGCAGGAGGCGUGUGACUCAUGCAAAGUGCAGCUUGGAGACGGGCCGGCCGUGAAGGACAUGCUGGAGGCUGGCAUUGUGGAGCCGUACCUGGUCAAACACUGGGGCAUCAAACUGGCCACCAAUGCUGCCAUCACAGUGCUGAGGGUGGAUCAGAUCAUCAUGGCCAGACCAGCAGGAGGACCCAAACCUCCUCAGGGUCAGAAGGACUUUGACGAUGACGACUGAACCUGAUGCUCAACAACCAACGCUUCUUAAAUCCUGAAAGCACCCAAAUGGGCUCACAAACUUUUUGUACUUGUUUAUUUAAAUCCCAUCUGUUUGGUUUAUUUAGUAGAAAUGACUAGACAUUAGUCAACAAAGCAACGUAAAGGUAAAAAUUUCAGAUGGCUCUGUUUGCUUUUUAUGUUCUAAGUCCCAAAUAAAAGGCACUUGCGCUGUC
Molecule: messenger RNA, 2189 nt
Organism: Menidia menidia (Atlantic silverside)
Lineage: Eukaryota; Metazoa; Chordata; Actinopteri; Atheriniformes; Atherinopsidae
Source: the annotation of a GenBank genome assembly